AUGAGAAUAUGUAAACAAGUAGAUCCAGUUAUUGAUAUAGUUAUAGUAGGUUUUGGUAAUAAGAGUAAAUUGUUUAUUGAUUUAUUUUUACAAAAAAAUGAAUUAAAGGGUGUUAAUAUAAUUGUAAUAAGUAAAGAUAAUUUUGCAUUUUUAAAUAAAUAUGUACAAUGUGUUGAAUUAUGCAUAGAUAAUUAUAUUGACAUAUAUAAAUAUUGUAAAGAAAGAAAUAUACUUUUUAUUAAUGAAAAAGUUAAAAAUGUUGAUUCAUUUAAGAAAACCAUAUAUUUUACUUCUGAUCGUAAUCAUUUGAAGUAUGAUUUUUUAUUAUGUGAUUUUGAUUAUAAAAGUUCCUUUUUAUUAAACAGUGACUAUGCUCAUAUGAAUAUAUAUCCAUUCAAAAAUAAAAAUUUAUUUUUUUAUUAUACUCAUAUCAUAUAUUUAUCUUUAAUAAAAUCUCAAAAAAAUAAAAUAACUGAUAUUGAUUUAUACUAUAAAUGGAAAAGUAUCUUUUUAGAAAAUAUAGCUGUUGAAAAAUUUUAUAAUUUUUAUUCAUAUAAUGAUAAAUAUGUAGAUUUAAUUUUUGAUAUAUAUAAAUUCGUUGAUCAAAGUUUGAGUAACCAAAAAAGUAAUCAAAUAGAAAAUAAUAUUUUUACUCUCUUAAAAAAAAAUUCGUUGAUUGAUGAUUUUAAAAAGAAUGAAGAAACGAAUAUUUUAGAAAAAGAAAAUUUUAGGAAAAAUAAUUGUUUUAAUUUAAUAUUGAUAAGUGAUAAUAAUGAUUUAGGACAAGAACUAUACUACGAAAUUUUUCAAAUUUUAAAUAAAAUAUGUUUAUCUUCAAAAAUUGUAUAUGUUUAUAUAACUGAUUUAGAUAUAAAAGAAAUUAACUUUUGUGAGAAUUAUUUAAUUAUUAAGAAGGUAAUAGAAAUUAAAAAAGUAAACAACGAAAAAAUAAUAAAUUGCAUGAAUAAAAACGGAGACAUUAUUACAAUUACCUAUGAUGAAUGUAUUAAUAUAACUGAUUUACAUUAUCCAUCCUAUUUUUAUAAAUCUAAUUAUAAAAUAGAAAAUAAUACUUCCAUUAAUAAGUUCUGUCAAUAUGAAAAUAAUGAUAGUUUAUAUUUUUUAAAUCAGAUAAAGAACUAUGAUGAUUUUACAAUAUGCCAAACUAUAUAUUUAAAUAUAUAUAAUAAUAUCCAUAAAAAUAAAUAUAUAAGUAUUGAAGAUGUAAAAAAAAAAAACAUUAAUAUAAAAAAUUGUUGUAAUUUAAACAAUUCUCCUUUAACAAAAGUAUUCAAUGAUUUAUCAAAUUAUUUUUACAAUAAAAUAAUGGAUAUUAUAAAAGUGUCCUUUCAAUAUAUAUGCGACAAUAAAUUUAUAGAAGAAAAAAUACAGUUGUUAAAUAAUAGAAGAAAGAAUCUAGAAUGUUAUGAAAGUGAUAAUAAAAUAAAGAAAUAUAAAAAAUUUCCUGUUUAUAUAUUCAUAAACAUAAUUUUAUAUUUUUAUAAUAAAGUUUUAUUUUAUUUUUUUUUUUUAAAAAACAAAUUUAUUGGGAAAAAAGAGCAAAAAAAUAGUUUUGAAAAAAAUAAAAACAAUACAAAUAAUAGUAACACAUAUGAAUUACCAAAAUAUAUGUAUGACUUAUAUAAAGUUGAAUAUGAAAAUAGAUUAAUUAUUAAAAAGAAAACUACAUAUGAAAUCAUUAAAAAUAAAAAUACAGAUGAUAGUUCAGAUAAAAACACAAUAAUUGUAAAUAAUAAUAUAGAAAAUAAAAAUGUAAUGGAUGAAUUAAAUACUAAAAAAGUAAAUUUGCAUAUAAAAGAAAGUAUCCAUAAAAUAAUUAAUAGAAAUACAUGUGGAGGAUGUGGAUCAAAAGUUCCCUCAAAUGUUCUGUUCAAUUCUUUGAAAUCUUUAGAUAUUUUUAAUUCAUUGAAUGUUUAUUUGGGAGUAGAAGGAUGUGAUGACUGUUGUAUAUUUGUUCACAGUAAAUCCAAAAAAGGAGAAAACAGUCCAGCUCUCGUUCAAACGAUUGAUUUUUUUAAAUCAUUUAUAGAUGAUGAAUAUAUAUUAGGAGAAAUAAUUGCUAUACAUUGUUUAUCUGAUAUAUAUAGUAUGGGAGGAACAGGAAUUUGUGCUCUGUGCGUUUUAAUUGUAAAGGAUAAUAUCGAAAAAAAGCUACAACAAAGACUUGAAAAUAUUUUAACAGGAUGUUCUCAAAAAUUAAAAGAGGAAAAAUGUGUAUUAAGUGGAGGACAUACAUGUGCAGGGAAUGAUAAUUAUGUUGGUUUAGCGGUUACAGGAAAAAUAAAAAAAAAUAUGAAUAAAAUAAAUGAUGAUGCUGAUUAUAUUGAGAAUAGAAAUGAAAAAAAUCAAAGAAAAAACAGCAAAGAUCAUGAUACAAAUGAUGAUAUAAAUAAUGAUGAAGAUAUGUAUGAUUUAAAUGAGAACUUCAAUACAUUUAAAAAACAUAAAAUGUUAAAAAACAAUUAUUUGUUUUUACCAAAAGGAAAUAGAAAUAUAAAAAGUGGAGAUAUUAUAAUUACAACUAAAAUGUUUGGGUUUGGAUUUAUUAUGGCUGCACAUAUAAUUAAAAAGGCAAAAGCUAGAUGGAUUUAUAACUGCCUUGACGAAAUGUUAAUAUCAAAUAGGAAUAGUGGAUUAUAUUUUUUAAAGAAUAAUGUAAAAGCAUGUACAGAUGUAACUGGAUAUGGUAUAUUGGGGCAUUUAAAUGAGAUGAUUAAAUGUUCAAGAAAAGAAAUUUAUUUAUAUAAUAAAAUAUACAAUAAAAUGAACACAGAUUCAUCUAAUGACUCAAUAUCAAAUAAAAAUGGAGAAUAUCAAGUAAAUAAUAAAUUUAAGGAAGCAGAUAAAAAUAACAUGCAUAUAAAUUUUAUUGGUGCAAAAAUAAAUUUAAAUAAUAUAAUUAUAGCUGAAGGAGUAAAGGAGUGUAUUGAAAACAAUAUAUAUUCUUCUAUGUUUAAAAAAAAUCAUUAUUUAUGUAAUAACAUUAUAAAUUUAGAUGAAGCUUUAUUAAAUAAUAAAUAUGGAAUUUUAUUUGAUCCUCAAACAAGUGGAGGUUUAAUGGCCAUUGUUGAAAGAGAAUGUGCUCAUCAAAUUAUACAAGAUUUAAAAAAUUUAGGUUAUAAAAAUUCUUCGAUUAUAGGAGAAAUAAUAAAUGUGCAAUAUGAAAAGUUAAAAAAUAUUUCUCUAAAUGAAAUAUCAUUAAAUGAUUAUUUAGAUACAACCAAUUCUAUAUAUAUUGAAUGCUAA
This is a messenger RNA of Plasmodium gallinaceum, 3267 nucleotides long. RefSeq names its product selenide water dikinase, putative. The coding region runs from base 1 to 3267 and encodes 1088 amino acids. The record is from RefSeq and is a predicted model, not a curated record. Gene Ontology annotation, biological process: L-selenocysteine biosynthetic process. The transcript has a single exon. Gene Ontology annotation, cellular component: cytoplasm. Gene Ontology annotation, molecular function: ATP binding; selenide, water dikinase activity. NCBI's taxonomy places the organism in Eukaryota, Apicomplexa, Aconoidasida, Haemosporida, Plasmodiidae.